This is a messenger RNA of Coffea eugenioides, 417 nucleotides long. RefSeq lists its product as uncharacterized. The record is from RefSeq and is a predicted model, not a curated record. The coding region runs from base 1 to 417 and encodes 138 amino acids. Lineage: Eukaryota; Viridiplantae; Streptophyta; Magnoliopsida; Gentianales; Rubiaceae. The transcript has a single exon.
AUGGCGGAAGAAUUUCAAGAAUCUGAGGUGAUAUUUCAAGAAAUUGAUGGAAGUGAAGACAAUGAGGAGUAUUAUAUUCCUAUGGAAUUGAAUUCCAGGGAACUGAGGAAAAUCUCCAACCCCAAGAGAAAAAAGUUGAAGACCAAGAAAAAUACUUCUGCAUCGCUUCCUGUAAGUAUACCGGAAAGUUUUUCGGGCAAUAAUUCUUGUUUUCGGUCCAUGGAAUCAGACUUUAACGAUGAUGAUGAUGGCGACGACGGAGAGAUGGAGCCACCCCAUGUAAUUAUCGGAAGGCGAAUCACCAGAAAAGUGAUGGCAUUUUCCGUCUGCACCGGAAAUGGAAGAACUCUCAAGGGAAGAGAUUUGAGUGAAGUAAGGAAUUCAAUUCUCCGGAUGACUGGAUUUCUUGAAACGUAA